This is a messenger RNA of Leishmania major strain Friedlin, 1278 nucleotides long. RefSeq lists its product as hypothetical. The coding region runs from base 1 to 1278 and encodes 425 amino acids. The record is from RefSeq and is a predicted model, not a curated record. The transcript has a single exon. NCBI's taxonomy places the organism in Eukaryota, Euglenozoa, Kinetoplastea, Trypanosomatida, Trypanosomatidae.
AUGUCCAUCAUCUACGUGGAUGAGCUAGCCAUCCGGCUGCCGUCGGAUGUACGCAACACCUUCAACCCGUUGUGCGCUUUCGGCAGCAGCAACAACAGUAGCGCCAACACCCACAACAAUAACCGCUGUUCUGCGCCUGUGAUGGGGCUGCGGGAGGUGCAGUCCGGCCACGUGCUUCUGCCCAUUGACGCCGAGGGCUCGAUCGUUGUCACCCCUGGACAGCGGUACACCGUGGUUCUUGUCCGCGAGACCCGCGGCGGCUCUGUGGCGUCAGCAGCUGCACCACCAGCCAGAGCAGAAUUCUCCUCAGCUGCAAGCAAUGGUCAUCAGAACAGCGCUGACGGUAACACCGACAAAAUGAUAAAGAGUGUGGCGCCAGCGAAGCCUCACCAACCGCAUCAGCAGCAGCAGCACGUUAAGAAGCCCAGCUUGCCGCGUGAGGCCUCUGCGGCAGAACCCAUAGCGCAGCCAGCCAUGCCGCCUGCCCAGAAGGCGAACUUGUCCAAGAAGGAGCGCAAGGUGGCGAGCGAGUCAGCCGCAGAGGAACAGGUCUACGGGGGUGAGGCCCCAAGCGCUUCUACUGUGGCACAAGCAGAGCAGCCCAGCAAGAAGCGGAAGCGCCAGGAUGACGGCGCGGCACAGGCGCCGCCGCAGCAGCACCGGCAAAAAUCAUCUCCCACUUUGAGUGCGAGGGUCGAGUCGGCGGACACCGACGAUGCGCCGCUGAUGGAGGCGCACAGGAGCUCCCAGUCGCACACUUCCUCGCGUACCUCCCCAGUGAUGGGGCCGUCAAUUUCUGCUGAGAGCAAUCGCCACAGCAGCAAGCGUGGCGCGCUCCGCAGCAAGGCAGAGGCAAUAGUGGUGCCGCCUCCGCCAACGCGCCGCAGCCUUAGCAGCACCGACGGCUACGACGACGAGGAAGGCGCGCAGCCGCUGGCACAGUUGUACAGCGCCCAGUCCGCGGCAUCGCAGCCCUCAGUUCCUGACCCAAAGCAUGCAGGGGAGGAGGAGACACGCAUAACCGCCACUUCCAAGAAGCGCCGCUCCCCGUCGGAAAAGACGACGAAGUCGACUUCUGCUAGUACUGCAGCACCCACAACCGCCCCACGAGUGCCAUCCCCACCACAGCCAGCGACAUUCGCCGCAGCGGAGACAGCAACGAAGACGCUGCGCCAGAAGAGCGCCAGCCCAGACAGAGUUCCCGUGACGCUGCCGCCGUCGUCUCGGAGGAGCACCGUCCGUCGCGUUCCGCUAGACACAUCAAGCGACUCGGAUUAG